AGCCCAGCAGAAUCGGAUCCACAGUGGAUGAACAGAAAUGUGCACUCUCAGCGAUUUCUUUUCCUGCAUCAGGUCCCAGGGUGGCUCGGACAAAGACUACACCAGUCCGACCCAUCGACGGCAUAAUCUGGACGAUGAGUACGAGGAGGUUGGCAAGGACAUACGUGAGAACAAGUCCUUGGCCAGAGAUCGCCGGCGGAGGAGCGGCAAGGAGAAGCAACGUUCGGCCACACUGCCCAGUGGCAUUUCCGGUUUGGGCUCAACUUCCGGCUUUACGAGCACUUGCAUCCGUCCUCUGUCCCGGGACUUGCGCAUCUCCUAUGAGGCCAUGGAGCGGUACGAUGAGAUUUUCGGAGGUCCUGACAUCGAGGCUGGCGAGACUUCAACAAACCGACAUAUUCCAGAUCAGUUUUAAGGGCCAGGGGAGAUUAUAUAUUUAAUAUUUUAAAGAGAAUAUCCAUAAUAAUA
Messenger RNA from Drosophila ananassae, 468 nucleotides. RefSeq lists its product as uncharacterized. The record is from RefSeq and is a predicted model, not a curated record. The coding region runs from base 38 to 415 and encodes 125 amino acids. NCBI's taxonomy places the organism in Eukaryota, Metazoa, Arthropoda, Insecta, Diptera, Drosophilidae. The transcript has a single exon.